AUGGAGGCGGCCCAAAAGGUAAUCGCUAUUAGGGCCGCCAGAUGCUAUAGGAUCGUCUCCCACGUGGGGGCGACUAUCAUCGCUGGGAUUCCCCCGGUUCACUUGAUCGCCGCAUCGUACGCGGAAAUGUACGGACGCACAAAGGCGAUCAAGGACAGGCUGGGGGAAGUCCCGGCGAGAGCGAAGGGAGAGCUGAGGCUCCAGAUCUCGCGGUCUCUCACCCAAAAAUGGAAGGAUUACCUUCUUGAUCCGCGAUUACAGGGUGAGAGAAUGCGGGAAGCCGUUCAACCGGUACUGGAGGAGUGGUUGGAGCGUAGGAAACGCGGUACUACGUUUCACACAUUGCAGGUGAUAUCCGGUCAUGGAUGUUUCGGAGAUUACCUGCUGUGGAUCAGGAAGGAGCGCACCACACGCUGCCAUCAUUGCCCGGAGGAGGAAGACACGGCGCAGCACACGCUGGAAUGUUGUCCAAC
Molecule: messenger RNA, 473 nt
Organism: Temnothorax curvispinosus
Lineage: Eukaryota; Metazoa; Arthropoda; Insecta; Hymenoptera; Formicidae
Exons: 1
Source: RefSeq, a predicted model, not a curated record